Molecule: messenger RNA, 540 nt
Organism: Porites evermanni
Lineage: Eukaryota; Metazoa; Cnidaria; Anthozoa; Scleractinia; Poritidae
Source: the annotation of a GenBank genome assembly
AUGGCGUUUGCUGAAAUCCCCAAUGGCCAUUGUGUACUGUUCUUGCUGAUUUGGCAAUAUGACGGUGGACACAGAGAUAGUAUCGUGCACGAUAUCUGGUGUGUUGCGAGUCCCCUCGUAGAUGUUUCAAGGAUGGUAGUACCUUAUUCUCUUGCCGCUCUCGCAUUCUACCGCUACCGGGUUCUCAUCAACCCAGUCGAAAGACCACGCACAUACAGGAAAUUAAAGAUUCUGAUCUUUUCCUGUUUAUGGCUUGUUCCUGCUGCUGUCUUUGUGCCCAUAUUCAUCCGAAACAGGUUCGUAGGUGGCCAUUGUGAAUUGCAUCCUGUUGGGAAUGUCUAUGCCUAUUCUCUCGUGUUAUUCACCCUGAAUUAUGUCCUACCCUACUUGGUCAUGCUAGCAUCUUACGGAGCUGUAGCUUGGAACCUACGACAGCCAAUCGGUCAAAAGCCGGCAGCUCAGACAUCGAUCAUCCCUUCUUCAGCUGCUGCAAUUGAACUUCUUACUCUUACAAACGACAGGGAAGAAGAAAGAACACUG